AUGUCCAAAGAACAAGCAAAACAAUCCGUAUCCAAAGCAACAGAUGUUGCUACUGAUAUCAAUAUUGAUGAUGAUCAGGAAAACAACAUCAGGUCUCAAUUCAUUAUAGUUUCUGAUAAUUCAAACUCAAAGAUUGAAACUCAUAACAAUGAUGAACCUGUCAUAAUAUCGAAUGAAAUAUCAUUGAUUUCAUCAAUAACAGAAAACGAAAAUAAUGAUAAAAAACCAAAUAAAAAGAUACCUCAAAGUCAAUCUGUUUCUGAAACGGCCGUGAUUAUGAACAGUAAUGAGACUCAUACAGAUAAGCUAUCUAUUGUUGGUAAUAAAAAGAGCACAUCUUCAAGUCAACCGAAUAAAAAGAAGCAUGGUCCUAGUGCUAAAAUGUUGAAACUAAUAAUGGAAGCUCAAGAAGUUCGAAAGGCAGCUGAAAAAAGAACUGAAGAAAAAGCGAAAGAAAAGCAGCGUUUAGAAGAAGAACGCGAACGAUUAGAGCAAGAAAAAUUGCGCUCCGAAAGAGAGAAUCAGGAAAAAAUGAAACACACAGAAAACAAGACGGCUCAAUUGAGACACAAGGCUGUAAAUCCAACAAGAAAACAACGAGAUAAAUUGCAACUUGCGCAGAUUCAGAGUGAAACUGCUGGUGUUCAAACACUGGCACACGAAGUUUCUCCGCCGACAAUAUCAAAUAAUGGUGAAUCAGUUAAAAAGAAAAUAAUCUAUGCUAAUCAACCAACAAAAACUAAAAUAUUAUCGAAUACUUCAACGCAAUCCGAUGCAGUACUGAUUGAAUCACAGGAUAAACCAUUGGUUGUUGAACAAAACGACAGAUCAACGGAUGAAUGGGAACAAAAUUGUGACAAUACAAAUAUUUCUUAUGAGAAUCGAUCGAGUUUGGCAACGUCUCGAGAAAAUAAUAAUGAUCAUCAAUUACAAAGCAAUACAGAUUUAGCGAUGCAGUCACAUAGUUCGGAAAUAAAACCAAUAGAUAAAACAGAGAACGAAAUUGAUCAAUCUUUAUCAGUUCUGGAACGUUUACGCCGUCGCCUUGAACAUCAUCAUGAACUAUGCGAAAAUCAACGCUCAACUGAAGUACUCCGAGCACCUGUUAUCUGUGUUUUGGGUCAUGUUGAUGCUGGAAAAACAACCAUUUUAGAUAAUUUACGACAAACACACGUUCAAGAAAACGAAGCUGGUGGUAUAACUCAACAAAUCGGUGCAACUAAUGUUUCAUCAGAAACUAUCUAUAGACGAACUGAAAUGUGUCGGGAAAUGAUAUCUCGAGAAGGUGAUUUUAUUGUACCCGGCCUUCUGAUUAUUGAUACACCUGGACAUGAAAUAUUUAAAAGCUUACGAUCACGCGGUUCAUCUCUUUGUGAUUUGGCUAUUCUUGUUGUUGAUAUAAUGCAUGGUGUAGCACCUCAAACUAUUGAAUCAAUUCAUUUACUACUUGAACGACAAACACCAUUUAUUAUUGCUCUUAACAAGGUUGAUCUAUUAUAUGACUGGAAAAGCAAUAACAAAAAAAGUAUUGAACUUGUUCUUCAAGAGCAACAACAAAUAACACAAAAUCAUUUUGAAAAAUGUUAUAAGACUAUUAUUUGUCAAUUUGCAGAACAAAAUCUGAAUGUAGCACUUUACUAUGAAAAUCCAGAUCCAAAUGAAUAUUAUUCAAUGGUACCAACAUCAGCACGCUCUGGUGAUGGAAUGGGCUCAUUAAUUGCAUUGAUUAUUGAAAAAUCUCAAACAACGUUGUCAAGACGUAUAUCAUACACCAAUGAAUUACAAGCAACUGUUAUGGAGGUAAAAGCCAUUGAUGGUUUCGGUAUGACCAUCGAUAUAGCUCUUGUCAACGGAUGCUUAUCUGUUGGUGAUAAAAUUGUUAUUGCGGGUCAAGAAGGUCCGAUAGUCACUCAAAUUCGUAGACUACUCAUACCUGCAUCUAAUCAAGAGCUACGCACUACAAAUCAAUAUCAAAAUGAGGACACAAUAAAAGGAGCCCGUGGUAUUAAAAUUGUUGCUAGAGGUUUAGAAAAGGCUAUGGCUGGUUUACCAUUAUUUGUUGCUCGACAAACAGAUGAAACCGACUUUUAUAAAAAUGAAAUUGGCAUAAUACUUAAAACAGCACUCAAUUCAAUUCAAUUAGAAGACAAAGGUGUUUAUGUUCAAGCGUCAACAUUAGGUUCAUUAGAAGGUCUUCUUCAACUUUUAAAAACAUCGAAUAUUCCCUAUUCUGGAAUUAACAUUGGACCUGUCCAUCGGAUAGAUGUUAUGCGUGCAUCAGCUCAACUUGAAAAAGAUGUAUUGAUGGCAACUAUUCUAGCAUUUGAUGUACAAAUUGAAAAAGAAGCUCAAGAAUAUGCUAAUAAGAUUGGAGUGAAAAUAUUUCAAAAUGAUGAAAUAUAUCGUUUAUGCGAUAUGUUUCUUGCCUAUCGAAAGAAUAAGAAAAACGAUGAUAAAGAGAAUUUUCGACAUCUUGCUGUGUUUCCAUGCAAAUUGAAGAUUUUGCCACAAUAUAUAUUUAAUGCACGUGAUCCGAUUAUUUGUGGUGUACUAGUUGAAGAUGGUUUCAUUACAAACGGUACGCCCAUAUGUGUUCCAUCGAACAAUGGCAUCAAUCUUGGUCGUAUUGAUGGUAUUCAAAAGAAUGGUAAACCAUUAGAUAUAGCACGAAAAGGCUCGGAAGUAUGCAUCAAAAUUGUAUCAAUGCCAGGUGAAGCACCAAAAGCGUAUGGUCGACAUUUUGAUAAAGAUGAUAUUUUAAUGAGUAAAGUAUCUCGAGAAUCAAUCGAUAUACUUAAAGCUUAUUUUCGUGAAGAAAUGCAAGAAAAAGAUUGGAAAUUAAUCAUUGAAUUGAAAAAGAUAUUUGGUAUCAUUUAA
Molecule: messenger RNA, 2877 nt
Organism: Rotaria socialis
Lineage: Eukaryota; Metazoa; Rotifera; Eurotatoria; Philodinida; Philodinidae
Source: the annotation of a GenBank genome assembly